Messenger RNA from Portunus trituberculatus (swimming crab), 1464 nucleotides. Its product is annotated as cuticle protein AM1199-like. Gene Ontology annotation, cellular component: chitin-based extracellular matrix. NCBI's taxonomy places the organism in Eukaryota, Metazoa, Arthropoda, Malacostraca, Decapoda, Portunidae. Gene Ontology annotation, molecular function: structural constituent of chitin-based larval cuticle. The record is from RefSeq and is a predicted model, not a curated record. The transcript has 3 exons. Bases 99 to 593 code for a protein of 164 amino acids.
UGGGGAGGUCAGCGCCAGUGCCUCUCACCCCAGAGUAUAUAAGAGCCGCAACACGCCUCCUGAAGCACUCACUCUCCUCUCCCACACUCCCCGCAGAUAUGAAGCUCAUCGUGUUCGCAGCCCUGGUCGGCGUGUGUCUGGGGGCCAAGCUACCUGGUCACGUAGAUGGCCACCACGAUGAUCACCACCACGAGCACCACGACGCUGGCUUCGUACACCAAGGGGACUUCCACCACGACACUGGCUUCGUAAACCACGACCAACCUCCCGUAGCUAUCCUGUUCGACGACCGCCAGGCUCCAGCAGGCGGCUCCUACGCUACCAACUUUGAGACCGAGGAUGGCGUGAGGGUGACAGAAAACGGACAGCCUGGAUCAGCGGGCCAGAGCAACGUAGAGGGAUCUUAUUCCUUCACUGACCCUGACGGCAACCUGGUGGAGGUGCGCUACGUGGCUGACGAGUUCGGCUUCCGCGCUGAGAGCCCCUACGUGCCCACGCCCCACCCCCUCCCCGCCCACGCCCUGCAGCAGAUCGCCUAUGCGGAAGAGCUGAGGAGACUUCGUGAGCAGAACGGCGAGCCACAGUUCUCUUAAUUCCUAGGUGUUCUUUCUUACCUGCUGUACCUGUUGUUGUUCUCUCCCCUACAAUACCUAUACAUCUGUUCUCAAGAUGUUAUGAUUAGCUCCAAACAGCCUCGUCAGGACCAAUAAGUCUGCUGCUGUUUGUUCUAUGUGAUCCUUGGUGUUUUUAAUAAAUGCCUCACUUUCUGGCCUCCUCCUCCUCCUCCUCCUCUUCCUCUUCCUCCUCCUCUUCCUGCCACGUCAAAGUUCCUUCCAAGUGGUCAUGAUAGUGGUGUAUGUAUAAAUAAACAGUCUAUUCCUCCUGGCAGUCACGUGCAUCCUCUGAGGGCAGGAAGAGGUAGUGGGAGAUAGGGAGGAGCGGCGCCCAUGCACAUACCACACCCACCUUAGUCAACCAAACCCUAUUAGUCUCCCUAUUAGUGUGGGUGGUUAGUUUGAUUGUACACCCCUUCAUGUAUUCGUGUCGAUGAUUCCAACUUGAGCACCAAUUAUCCAUUUAUCCACUUAUCCACCACACCGCACAGCACCUUAUCCCUAUAGACAUGUGGAUUGACUUCAAGACACGACCACUACUGCACGUAUCCACUGCACCACCACAUUCACCCAAUCCACUUCUUCUUAUCUGUAGGUGGACAGUUUCCUUUUACUGUGAAUCUAUGUGGAUGAUUUCAGACUAAAAUAAGAUCCACUACAACACCACCACCACUACUACUACUACCACCACUACCACCACCACCACACCCACAUUUAUCCUAGACACGACCACUUAGCCAGCUCACUACCUACAUCCACAUACCCACCCACACCCCAUCCACCUUAUACAAUCAAAUAAUAACACAGGAAAAAAAUAUUAUAAUGAAAAAUAAAAGUUCUAAAAAAUAAA